This is a messenger RNA of Trematomus bernacchii (emerald rockcod), 2224 nucleotides long. It is a transcript of the gene serpini1, whose product is annotated as serpin peptidase inhibitor, clade I (neuroserpin), member 1. The record is from RefSeq and is a predicted model, not a curated record. NCBI's taxonomy places the organism in Eukaryota, Metazoa, Chordata, Actinopteri, Perciformes, Nototheniidae. The transcript has 9 exons. The coding region runs from base 741 to 1994 and encodes 417 amino acids. Gene Ontology annotation, molecular function: serine-type endopeptidase inhibitor activity. Gene Ontology annotation, biological process: negative regulation of endopeptidase activity.
GACUACAAAUCCCUAAAAUGUGUACAGGUGGGGUGUUUUGACCAGAUUUUGCGUUGACAUAGCUACGCACUACCUUUUCCACUUCCUAAAAAAGCGAACAACAAGGCUCUCUGUCCUCGGUAGGGUGGUGUAUUUAUUUGGAGUAAAAAUAGCAAGAACGACCCGAAAUUAACUGCCGCACUGUGGGACAAGAUAGUUAUCUUCCCAUGUCAACUACUGCCAGCUUUAAACUUUAAAUCAAAACGCCUCGGUUUUUACAUAUUAACGGGAAUUCUUAAAAACCUUUUCAAACUGUAUUAAAUUAACAAUAGAACUGCUUAUUUUCUCAAAACAAACUAGGCUAACCGUUGUAGAAGGGACAUGUUUAGGCCUAGCUAGAAUCCAUACAAAUUGAGGUAUGUGAAAUGAAAUAAGCAAUUGAAAAAAUCAAAUGAUUUUUCUACACAUCUAUAUAACAACGAAUAAAUGGAAGGUAACUUUAGACUUUAGCAACUAUUUAUAAGAUAAGGGCAAACUAUUGAUCGUUCGCUAAAGCAAAGACGGAAACAGGAACAAGGAACUAUUUCGUGUCACGUUCAUACUCUUUGGCAGACGUUCAUUGGACCAAUCAGUGUAGAGGGGGGGCGUGGUCUGCGGCAAACGAUCAGGCAUCGAGCUGCGGUUCUGGAGGAGAGCAGCAGAGAGACACAUCCAUCCAUCAAACCAAACACCAUUUAUCGCUGUCUGUGGUCCGUGCUGCGAUGUUGAUCUUGGACGUUUUCUCCCCGCUCCUCCUCCUCCUCCUCUUCCUGUUGCCGCGCUACAGUUGCCGGGCGGCGGACAUUCCGGAGGACACGACAGCAGAGUUCUCGGUCAGACUGUACCACCGGCUGCAGGCGGCGGGGGACCAGGACAACAUCGUCUUCUCCCCCCUCAGCGUGGCUCUGGCCCUGGGCAUGGUGGAGCUGGGGGCCCGGGGGGCCUCGCUGGAGGAGAUCCGCCAGGCGGUGGGCUUCAGCCAUCUGCUGCCAGGCGUGGAGUUCUCUUUGCUGCAGAACCUGACGGCGGCGCUGUCUGAAGACAACGCCCACUACGUGAUCCGGUUCGCCAACAGCCUCCUCCUGCAGGAAGGCAUCACCUUCAACCCCGAGUUCCUGCAUCUGAUGAAGAAGUACUUCCAGGCUGACGUGGAGACCGUGGACUUCAGCGAAUCAGCCGCCGUGGCCGAUCAAAUCAACACCUGGGUGGAGAAUCACACCGAGAGUAAGAUCCAUGAUCUUUUCUCAGCCGAGGACUUCAGCAGCGUGACCCGCCUGACGCUGGUGAACGCCGUCUACUUCAGGGGCUCCUGGAAAAACCAGUUCAGGCCAGAAAACACCAGGACCUUCUCCUUCAGCCGAGACGACGGCUCCGAGGUCCAGACGCUCAUGAUGUACCAGCAGGGAGACUUCUACUACGGUGAGUUCAGCGACGGCUCACAGGAGGCUGGCGGUGUGUACCAGGUGCUGGAGAUGCCGUACGAGGGCGAGGACAUGUCCAUGUUGAUCGUUCUGCCGCGGCAGGAAGUGCCUCUGGCCUCGCUGGAGCCCAUCUUCAAAGCAGCGCUGCUGGAGGAGUGGGCCAACAACGUCAAGCGGCAGAAGGUGGAGGUCUACAUGCCCAGGUUCAAAGUGGAGCAGAAGAUCGACCUGAGGAGCACGCUGCAGGAUCUGGGAAUAAAAAACAUCUUCACCAACGAUGCUGAUCUCUCCGCCAUGACAGAUGGUAAGGACCUGCACAUUGGGAAGGCGGUGCAGAAGGCGUACCUGGAGGUGACGGAGGAGGGAGCAGAAGGAGCCGUUGGAUCAGGAAUGAUCGCCCUCACCCGGACUCUGGUGCUGUACCCGCAGGUCAUGGCCGAUCACCCGUUCUUCUUCGUCAUUAGAAACCGGAGGACAGGGACCAUCCUCUUCAUGGGCAGGGUCAUGACCCCCGAGGUCGUCGACCCCAACGACCAGGACUUUGACUCCAUGUAAAACAGAUCUCAGAUCCUGACGUCAUAAACGCUACCUAUCCUCUAUCGCCAUCUUCAGCUGUGUUUUAUACUCCUUUAAAAAAAAUAUAACACGAUAUAUUAUAUAUUGAAAUAUGACAUAUGACAUAUAAACGUGACUGUGUUUUGAUACUGGAAGCUUUAAAACUCUUGUAUACAGACAAGCAGAAAAAAUGAAGAUGUACAUAUUCUCUGGUAACACAACGGUUUGUA